Messenger RNA from Anopheles gambiae (African malaria mosquito), 5129 nucleotides. It is a transcript of the gene GatB, whose product is annotated as glutamyl-tRNA(Gln) amidotransferase subunit B, mitochondrial. The record is from RefSeq and is a predicted model, not a curated record. The coding region runs from base 83 to 1678 and encodes 531 amino acids. Gene Ontology annotation, biological process: glutaminyl-tRNAGln biosynthesis via transamidation; mitochondrial translation. The transcript is spliced from 5 exons. NCBI's taxonomy places the organism in Eukaryota, Metazoa, Arthropoda, Insecta, Diptera, Culicidae. Gene Ontology annotation, molecular function: glutaminyl-tRNA synthase (glutamine-hydrolyzing) activity.
CUCUUGGCCAGAGAACAACAAAUCUGCUGUCAAACCGGCACUAAAGAAUGUAAACAAACAGCUGACGUUUGCUUGAGAAACCAUGGCGUUAUCCAACCGGCUGCUGUUCCGAUAUUUCUCUGCCGCAAAACAUCCAAAAAACAAUGCAAGGACAAAAUGGAAAAGCGUCGUCGGACUCGAGGUACACGCACAGCUGGAGACCAAAUCGAAACUAUUUUCCGGGGCUCGGGCUACCUUUGGAGCUGCCCCGAAUUCGUGUGUUGCUUUGUUCGACGCGUCAAUUCCCGGAACAUUGCCCGUGCUGAACAAAGGUGCCGUAGAGCUGGGUGUGAAAACAGCACUCGCACUAGGAUGCAACGUGAGCGCAGUAUCGAUGUUUGACCGCAAACACUACUUUUAUGCUGAUUUGCCAAACGGAUAUCAGAUCACGCAGCAGCGAGCUCCAUUGGCACGGGGCGGAAACCUAUCGUUUCCGGUGUUUGUUCCCGGAGUGACCAAGACGCCUUACUACAAAACGGCAAGGCUUCAUCAGCUGCAGCUCGAGCAAGACAGUGGAAAAUCGCUGCACGAUCCGUACGAGCGCAAAAGCUUGGUGGAUUUGAAUCGUGCUGGUGUGCCAUUGAUGGAGUUGGUGUUUGAACCGGACCUGGAAACUGGCGAGGAAGCGGCGGCGCUGGUGAAGGAAUUGAUCCUGAUUUUGACGAGGUUGCAGAGCUGCUCUUGCAAGAUGGAAGAGGGUGCAUUACGAGUGGACGCUAACAUAUCGGUACAUUUGGAGGGUACACCGCUUGGCACGCGAACGGAGGUGAAAAACAUUGGCUCGGUGCGAGCCGUCGCUCAGGCCGUCGAUUACGAAAUACAGCGUCAAAUCGCCGUUCUGGACGAGGGUGGAACGAUACACAACGAAACUCGUGCCUGGGACUCGACGGCUAGGAAAACGGUCGCCAUGCGAGACAAGGAAGUGGUGCAGGAUUAUCGUUUUAUGCCGGAACCGAACCUUCCGCCGUUGCAUUUAAAACUAAGUGAAGAUUCGGCGGAAUCGCCUGACGCAGACGCCGUUGGUUUGAUAGACGUGCCGAAGCUACACCAGACACUGCCGGAGCUGCCGGAGCAAACACGCCAAACGAUUAUACAGCGCCACCAGCUGACCAGUACGAUCGCAAUAACGCUGGUGAACGACGUCACACUAUACGAACACUUCCGUUCCAUCAUCGACGAGUCGGCGACUCGAUCCCCAAAGCUGGUGGCAAACUUUCUCAUCAAUGAGCUGCUUACGAUGCUAAACCGUAACAAGCUAGAGCCGGCCGAUGCGCGCCUAACUACUAGCCAGCUCGCCACCAUUGUGGAUAUGUUGCAGGAAAACCAGCUCAACAUUCACUAUGCUCGGCGUGUGCUGCAGGAGCUGCUGGAUCAACGGGAUAGGGCUGAAGGAAGUGCACCAUCAUCAUCGUGCCCACGGGAAAUCGUUACCGCUAACAAUUGGUUCCUUAUUACGGAUGAAUCGGACAUCAGACGGUACUGUGAAGGCGUUAUUGAGCGCAGUCCCAAGCUGGUGGAUAAGUAUCGCAAAGGCAAGGAGAAAAUGCUGUACGCGUUGGCGGGUGAGGUGGCAAAGGCUAGUGAGGAGAAGGUUGACAUGGCGAGAGCGGUGGAGAUGUUGAAGGAGAUGUUAAAGUAAGAGACACACCGAAUAAGACGCUUUGUCAAUUUUACUUAAGAUGGUCGCCACAAACGGUACCUUAAAUGCGUCGACUCAGCAGUCAAAAGCGAACAACAGUGGAUGUCAUCAGCAUUUUAGGAGAAGAAACAUAUUACAGAAUUGUGUAUUAGGUCAAAUAAGAUAAGAUAAUAGGUCCUUUAUAUUGCGUUUGUGUGUGUUCUGCAUGUUCAUUAUAAGGAAUUUGCUAAACUUGUCACUUUUCCAGCAUACAGCCCCGCACCGUCCAGACGCGGGAUGAAGAUGGAAUAAGAAUAUAUACAUCUUUCGUUUGACGCAUUUGACUGCUUAAAAGAGUAACGGAUCACCGUAGCUGUAUCAGGAAUCGCUCAGUAUGUCCUUCAGUAUCGAGCUGGAACUGCGUGGCGGCGCAAACCCGGGCUGCUGCAUCAUCAUCAUCGCCGCUUCCGGCACCAGGAUCGGCUGUACGGAAGAUGAUGCGGGUGGUGCAGUGAUCAGAUUGCUACCGACCGAUGUGACCGUGGUGGUUGAUGUUGCCAUCGACUGCUGCUGUUGCUGCUGCUGUUGCUGUUCGCCAACGCUGGAUGUCGUUCCGGUUGCGGCUGCAGGUGACGUGACUAUGUUCAGUAGACUAGAGCUUGCGGUGGCACGUGGGGCCGACUCUUUCUCGAGGAACUUCACGAAUGCCUCGGUGAGGGAUUCUUUGUUGUAGUUAGCUGGUUGGGAGACGAAGAAGAGGAGGCAGUGUUAAAUUUGCAAUUACAACGAUUACAGCUUUGUAGCUCAGUUUGUUGCUCGCUUUUAGUACAUCGCUUGAGACAUAGAUGGCGCUUUUUUGAGCUAUUGCAUCUUAACAGCAACACGUGGAGCUCUUAUGAAGCAAUAAAAAUAGUUCGAAACUCUAUGUUUUAGGUACGAAAAACAGCAUCUUACCUCCUGCUUCUCCACUUCCGCCUCCACCGAGUAUACUGUUCAGCCAUCCGCCCGUACCGCCCACCGUACCCCUGUGAUGCAGGCCCACCUUCGUACAUUCGUUCUGGUCCAUCGUCAGCACGGACGAGAUCAGCUUCAUGAUUUGCUGCCGAUCGGAUGCAUUCGGUGCCACCGCGUACCCAAUGACCAGGUUUUUCACCAGCGUCUUUUCCACCUUGUCCGCCUGGCUUGCUUCCGUUUCCUGGAGUCGCUGCUCGAGUGCCGCAUACCGCUCGUCGCGCUUGGUCACUGUAAGGGAAGAAAGCCGGCCGGCAGAAACAAAGGGAAUAGAUGUUCGCAAGAAGCGAGAGUCAGAAUGGUGCAGAAUAGAAGGGCAAUUAAAGUAUUGUUUUUAUUUUAAGGAAUUAAACAUAAGCAUUUGAAAUGAGUGAGUUAUGCUAACACCGCUCGUUUUGAUGUGGGGAUGGAAUCUUACAUCUUGUAUGCUUCAACUCGAUUGAUGGUAAAUAGUAAUACAAGAACUGCGCGCUCAAUCACUUAAAUCGCUUGCUAACACAUUACUUCAAUUCACACCGUGCAGUCGAGGCGAGUCCGUUUUGUAGAAUGCACAUGCACAGCUGGACGGGGCACACGCUGGAUUAGAUCGUUGCGAGACGUAUGCCGACGAGGAGAGUAUAACACAAGUACUGAUAGCUUGACCGGGGACAGAAGAGGAGUUGGGCAGCCCCCAUGUCCGAUGGUUGUUUAAAUUACACACCAGUACCUGAUGUAAUACUCACCCCGGCGGGACGGGUGUAAGUUCUCCUCUGCACGCUAUCGUUGCACGCAUUCAUACGAUGAGAUUACGUAGAUCACACACUGGUAUCUCUUUAUGCUUUUAGUUUGAACAUAUUGAAAUGCGAUUUUUUUUUAAUUUUGCAUAAUGAUGAUUAAGUGUAAAUAUGAGUGUAUGAUUUCGCCGGGGUACAUUAUAAGCGAACAUGACAAACGCAUAAGAUAACUAUAGAACGAUAACAAUAAUUAUUACAUGAACUGCAUUCAAACACAAUCAAAGGACAUUCACAAUUGCAUUUUUAACAAAAAGUAAAAAAAAAAAUCACAGAAAGAACAUCAAACACUUUUGCAAAUUUUAACAAAAAGUAAAAACAUAAAAAUCACAAAAAGAAAAUCAGAAACAUUUGCAAAUUUUACAAAAAAUAAAAAAAGACACAGAAAUAACAUCAAACACAUUUGCAAAUUGAAAAGAAAACGGCAAGUUAAACAUAUCAUCAAACAAGCUAAAUAAAACAAACUGAAAAAAAAAUAGCACAACAAAUAAAUCACAUUGAACUUCACAACAUCGAACACGAGUACACACACAAAAACACAAAUGGCAGCAGGUAUACACAGCGGGAGCGCGAUGGGGUUGUAUGUGGUGAGCGGAGCAUGGACGGGGUAAUCCCAAUCUGUAAUGUGUGUUUUUCUCGGUGGAUCACGAUGGCAGCACAAUGGUCCAGCCGUUAACGGUGACACACUAUUACAAUUUGAGAUUGCCGCCCAUCCACGCCACAAUGUGUGUGUGUGUGUAUGUCGCAGUGGUGUUGGCAGAAGCGAGCUGUUUGGACGAGAGCCCCUGCAAGGGCAGUUUUGCUUCUCUUUGCCUACCUUUAGGCGUGUACGACCGUUGCCUAGAAAAGAAAACAGCGCACCCAAAAACCCACUUUAACCUAGGUCGUCAUGGUGUAUAUUCCAUCACUUGUACACCGUUCGUGUAACCGCAGUGCUUCCUAGAUCAUAGGCUUGUAUGUACUGCAUGCACUUUAAGCAAAAUCGUCUAUCUUCGAUCAAAGCAAGCGUCCUCCAACGUGAGACAGACGUGUAAUUGACAAAGGCAUCAAGGGGAUGAGGCCGAUUUUUUCAGCGCGAGGCACAAAACAGUCAAAGUUACACACACACACAUUUCAUAAUAAAAACAAUGGCACAACAGAUAAGAGGCUUUACUACUAAUCCACUAAUCAACUAACAGUGUGCAACAAAAGGUGGGAUGGAUUACGCUAAACGACACUGAAUCAUCAACCGUCGAGAACCGGAAGGAUGGGUUUUUGGCCAUUUCGUCACUAGCAUUGUUGCGGUUGGAGGGGUUGAUGGGACACAUUUGGAAACAAUGGUACCAGCUGCCCGCCGUUGUUGCCACAAUCCAGUCCAGGUGAGUGUGUACUUACGUCGGUGUGUUUGAACACAUAUACUAACACAAAGUGCCGCGUGCCAACGCGUUUGGCAAAUCUCGGGAAGCUCUGGAACUCGCGCUGGCCGAGCUUUUAGUGCAUGGUGCGAUUCAAACACAACGACAACAGCAAUGGGUGCAUAUAAAGCAAGCGCGUGCAGUUUAGUAGUGCAAUCAUCUUAGUCUCUAACCAACAACCACCAGCACAAUCCACGAAAAGCUGAGCGGCACGUUUGCAUACCACCACUAACCACCGCGUACGGUAAUUGGUUCACUUAACAACAAUGGAUUAGUUUCCGUCACUUAAAUAAACAA